GAGGAUGAGCUCAGGUAAUGGCACCAGGAGGAACGUCCAGCAGCAGCACCUCAGCAGCAUGCUGGUGGCCUCUGACCCUGAAACCCAAGCAGAGGUACGAGGUAUUUUUAGCAAAGUUAAAGCCUACGUGAGACCACCCAGUGGUGAGUGGAACAUCCCCGACCCAAACGUUGCUCUCAGACACCCGGCAGAGGAGCACCGGCAUCUGCAAGAGCUGAAGGCAUCUCUGAACGCAGUGAAGAACCAGCUCAGUGACAAGAACAUACAAGUGUGGCAUCAACACACCAACUUCACCAACCGGGCCGGGAAGGUGAUCGCUGCCGUUCGCUCGGCUGCCAACGCAGAGAUCUGCACGCAGGCCUGGUGCAAGUUCUACGAGAUCCUGGGAACCUUCAAGCUGAUCCCAGAAGAGGCUCUUCAGAACUGUGAGCUGAACUCGGUCCACCUGUGCGAAGCUCCGGGUGCGUUUAUAACCGCGCUGAACCAGUACGUGAAAACUAACGAGUCCACGCGAUACUGUGACUGGAGCUGGGUCGCCAACACGCUGAAUCCUUACCACGAGGCUAACGGAGGGAGCACGACCAUCGUGGAUGAUCGGUUGAUCGCCAACACGCUGCCCUGGUGGUUCUUUGGAUCAGACAACACGGGGAACAUCAUGAUCCAGAAACACCUGCUAGACAUGCAGGUGUUCGUGUCGAACAUGCGUCGAGUUGAUUUGGUGACGGCAGAUGGGAGUUUUGACUGUCAGGAGAACCCAGACGAGCAGGAGGCGCUGGUGGCGUCGCUUCAUUACUGCGAGGCCGUCGCUGCGCUGCUGCUCCUGAGCCCCGGUGGUUCCUUUGUACUCAAAAUGUUCACCCUGUAUGAACACUCCUCCGUCUGCUUGCUCUUCCUGCUCAACUGCUGUUUCCACUCCGUCAGCGUUUUCAAACCUGCCACCAGCAAAGCGGGAAACUCCGAGGUUUACGUCGUGUGCUUGAACUACGACGGCAAAGAGGCUGUGAGGCCUCUGCUGUCAAAGCUGAUCCGGAGUUACGGACCUCAGCUGGCUGACCGAGAGGCUCUUCUCCCCAGCUCUCUCAUCCCGGAGUCGUUCCUGAAGCAGCAUGAAGAGGUGUGCUCGUACUUCCACAGUCUACAGGUGGGGACCAUCACAGAAAACCUGCGUCUGUUUGGAGGGAUGACCACGGAGCAGAGGCAGCGGCUUGAGCACGUCAGGGACUGCGUGGCUCAAGAAUACCUGCACAGAUUCCAGGUGAGCUUUCUUCCACGAAGUCGAUGGAUUUCUCGUCACUCUGUGAGUCCGGCCUGCUGCAGCGUGUCCUCUGGUCGGCCGCUGGGACAGAAGAAGCAAAUUGGUUCGUUCAACGAGCGGAGGGAGUUUCAAACCCUGAGCUGGAGGCAGAGAAUUGAGAGGAGCUGCCACGGCCCCUGGAUACAGAGACACUGCACGGAGGACAGUGGGACGGGCUGCGUGCUGGAGGGACCUCUGUCCACCUGCCACAUAGAGUCGUGGUACGUUGUUUCUGGAGCAGCACUGCCUGCAGUCAGAAACUCUCCAUUCUGUGAAGGAGGGCUGUUGAACCACCUGAACGAAGCCUUGGUGGACACAGCUGUGGACUGGACCUUCGUGUCCUCCUGUGACUCUUGCCGUCCAGCUUCCCCAGCCUCCAUUUUGUGUCAAGCUGCAGGUGUUUGCGUGCUCAGAGCCAGCGCCGCGGGGAACAAAAAGAAGAGACGGUGUUUGGUGUUUGGCAGCGGCACAUCGUGGGAUCCCCGUGAGAACCAAGCAGAGGAUGUAACUGUGACGUUCUGUGCAGAGCCUCCGUUUCCUCGGGGAGGCUGUAACUUGCUGCAUGACGGGGAGCCGCUGUACCAGCAGCAGCUUUUAGCCUCACUCAUAUUUUCCCUGCAGUCGCUGAGCUCUGGAGACGUCCUGCUGCUGCCCGUGUUCUCCGCUCUCACCCGGGUCACCGCAGCCAUCGUCCUCUGCCUGCACGUGUGUUUCUGCUCCGUGUCGUACAGGUGUCCGCCCCCCACUCGUGCGGUUGGGACGGUGCUCGUCUGCGCUGGCUUCUGCCCUGAAGCUGCCGCGCAGAUGCUCCCGGUGCUGAUUGACGUGCAGAGCUGCAUGCGUGGGCUGUUGGGGGGAGACGAGGACGCAGGUAAAACUCAGCCGUGUGGAGGGGAGCAGCAGGUGCUGCAGUUUGUUCCCAUGGAGGAGCUGCUCACCGCUGGGCUGACAGAGUUCCUGUGGAGCAUGAACUCUGAAAUCAUCCGGCAGAAGCUGCAUCUUCUCAUGCAGUCAUAG
Nematolebias whitei (Rio pearlfish) is the source of this 2311-nucleotide messenger RNA. RefSeq names its product cap methyltransferase 2 (gene cmtr2). The record is from RefSeq and is a predicted model, not a curated record. The transcript has 2 exons. Gene Ontology annotation, molecular function: methyltransferase cap1 activity. Bases 5 to 2311 code for a protein of 768 amino acids. Lineage: Eukaryota; Metazoa; Chordata; Actinopteri; Cyprinodontiformes; Rivulidae. Gene Ontology annotation, biological process: 7-methylguanosine mRNA capping. Gene Ontology annotation, cellular component: nucleus; cytoplasm.